Messenger RNA from Akanthomyces muscarius, 771 nucleotides. RefSeq lists its product as uncharacterized. The record is from RefSeq and is a predicted model, not a curated record. Gene Ontology annotation, cellular component: plasma membrane; fungal-type vacuole. Lineage: Eukaryota; Fungi; Ascomycota; Sordariomycetes; Hypocreales; Cordycipitaceae. Bases 1 to 771 code for a protein of 256 amino acids. The transcript is spliced from 4 exons.
AUGCAGACCUUCCUUGGCAUUCGGUAUAAGGUCAAGUCCUCUUCCUGGGUAGUCGGCGUGGCUUGCUUUGGUGAAGUACUCGGCUACGCCGCUAGAGUUGUGCUGAGCAAAAACCCGUUCGACGAAUAUGCAUUGGCGACACAGUAUGUGGCCCUUAUCGGCGCCUCCGGCUUUUUCGCAGCUGGGGUUUACCUAAGCCUAAAGUAUGCCGUACUCGCCAUCUCGCCUCAGCACUCCAUUAUUCGCCCCAAGCUUUACACCUGGAUUUUUAUAUCCUGCGAUGUUGUCUGCUUAAUCCUACAGGUAGAUGCUUCCGGCGUCGCCAGCGCAGCAAACACAGACUCCAAGAUCACUACAACAAACCUCAACAUCGUACUGCUUGUCGGAAUAUGCCUACAGGCCUUGACACUCCUGGUAUUUGGCGUGAUGGCAGGCCUCUACGCUCGUGCUGUCUUUCGCAAUCGUCGUACUCUCGAACCCGCCGCCGCCAAGCUCCUGCGCAGCAGGCAGUUCCGCAAGUUCGUCUUGGCUAUGUCACUGGCUUACUUGGUUCUCCUGAUCCGGAGCCUCUACCGUAUUGGAGCAUAUUCGGGAGGGUGGAAGAAUUCCAUCUCCAGGGACCAGGUUUCCUUCAUGAUUUUGGACGGCUUGAUGUGUGUAUUUGCUGCCCUAGCCAUGACGCUGAUACAACCCGGUAUCUACUUCAAAGCAAUGAGCAGUCAAAAUCGCGACCACCAUUCACAAGGCCAGAAAAGCAACGGAAUAGUAUAA